This is a messenger RNA of Neoarthrinium moseri, 1797 nucleotides long. RefSeq lists its product as uncharacterized. Gene Ontology annotation, biological process: positive regulation of transcription by RNA polymerase II. Lineage: Eukaryota; Fungi; Ascomycota; Sordariomycetes; Amphisphaeriales; Apiosporaceae. Gene Ontology annotation, cellular component: nucleus. The record is from RefSeq and is a predicted model, not a curated record. The transcript has 8 exons. Gene Ontology annotation, molecular function: zinc ion binding; DNA-binding transcription factor activity, RNA polymerase II-specific; transcription cis-regulatory region binding. The coding region runs from base 1 to 1797 and encodes 598 amino acids.
AUGGAGCCCAGCGAGGCGCCGAGCCACGGCAGUCUCGCGGAAUCGCAGCCACCGAGGCCGAAGAGGGUUCGCAAAUCGCGGUCAAGAGGGUUACGGACCAAGACUGGAUGUUUAACUUGCCGGAAACGACACAAAAAAUGUGAUGAACAGCAACCCGUAUGCGGGCCCUGCUCAAUAUCGAGCCGGGACUGCAUCUACGCAGAUGGGCCAGCUGCCCCGGCACCUCAGAGUCAAGGCUCGCCUACUUUCAGCCGUCAUGCCAAGAGAGAGGUCGUUGUGCCUGCCACCAUACCUGAAGUUCCGCGACAUUCGAUGUCUAGUACUACUGGGCCAAGUCCGCACAAUCUGUAUCCUUCUCCUGUGGAAGCUCCACAACCAGCUCCAGCAAUGACCUUAGCUGAGGCGUAUCAAUAUGCAUACUCGCCAGAUACUGUGGCCUCGGAGCUGCUAACAACUGAUAUGGCAUCAAAUCGGUGGCUGGACUUGCUGGCAACGGACGCGGCCCAGGCAGAUGCUGGGUUUUCCUUGGCUCCAAGUCCUGCGCCGGAAGACUCGGUGUCCAAUUCUGGUUAUGCAGAACCUCGAACCAUUGGCACCGAGAAUCAGCCUGUUCAAGGUGCCCACUUGAUUCCAACGACCCCGGCUGCAGCAGCUUCAGAGAGACACGCAUGGUCGCUUGAUCGGGACAUUGUUCUUACGAAUCAGGAAGCACUUCUGUUCCGCACUUUCGCUGAAAGAGCUAGCUUGUGGCUCGAUCUAUUUGACCCUUACAAGCAUUUCGGUACUUACGCCAUUAGACUAGCAUUACGAAAUGUCGGCCUCAUGAAGGCCAUCCUCGCGUUGACUGCACGCCACAGCGCUAUUGUGCAAGCUAACAUGGGUGCUACCUCCGAGGUAGACUCCAGUUUGGCAGUGCAAUACUAUUACGAAACGCUGCACUACAUAUCUAGUGCUUUGCAGUAUAACUCCUAUACGCACUCGGAGGAGCUUCUUGGAACGGCUUUGGUUAUCUCCACUUAUGAAAUGCUUGAUUCCUCGGAUAGCAACUGGAAGAGGCAUUUGAAAGGUGUAUUCUGGAUACAACGAUCACAAGAUGUCAAUGGUGCAUCAAAAGGCCUAAGACAGUCAGUCUGGUGGGCUUGGCUUCGCCAAGACAUAUGGGCCGCGUUUCGCGAAAGAAGGCGCUGCUUCAGUUUCUGGCGACCCGUGAAGGACUACCCGGAGUUACGACAGGAUGAACUAGCCGAUCGUGCCGUAUACCUUCUCUCACAGACGGUCAACUACUGCUCGAAAUUGGAGCCAUCACCGACUGAGCCCGAGACGACCGCGAAACGAGCCCGCGUCGGUGAAGCUCUGAUGUCGGAGUUGGAGCGCUGGAAGUCCUACCUUGGCCCCAAGUUUCAGCCGUUACCAACAGCCGCAACUAACCCAAACAGUGUGUUCCAGCCGCUGUGGAUACACCCACCGCAGUUUGCAGUCGCCCUACAGGUCUACAGUUUCGCCUGCAUUCUCAUUACGCUUCAUCGUCCGGCCGUUUCGGGAUUUGACGGGUACCUGAAGACUCAAAGGACACUAUCUGAUGCUGUCGCCACAAUCUGCGGUAUAGCUACUGAAUUGAAAGACGAAGGUAGCCAGAUCCUGUCGGCGCAAUGCCUUUUUGGAGCUGGACUCUGUGUACAAGAUGAAGUGAAGCGUAACGCUAUAAUUUCUCUCAUCAAUGCUUGCGAAGCAAGAACCGGUUGGCCUAUGGAAACUUUGAGAAAUGACCUGAGGGCAGAAUGGGCAAAGGUCGGCUGA